GCACGGCCGAGGCGCGGCAGGAGAGGCCGUGACGCGUUGCGGUGAAGGCAGGUUCCUGCCGCCGCUCGCGUGAAGGCGGCUGGGAUGCAGCGUGGAGCCGCCGGGCCGGCGCGGCUGGGCGGCCUCGCCUGAGCGCCGCGGGUGAGGGGCACCCCUCCUGCAGCCUCACCCGCCCCUCAGGAGGGCUGCGGGGCAACCCCGGCCCUCGAGACGGCUGGGGCCUCAGAGUUCUCGGACUAUGUCUCUGCUGUCACAGCUGGAGAAGAUCAAUUUGGGCUCUGUAUUAGGAGAAGCAGACAAUGCCAGAUAUGUUACCUCAAAGAUCCUUCAUCUGGUUCAGAGUCAAGAAAAAACCAGGAAGGAGAUGACUUCUAAGGGCUCCACUGGAAUAGAAGUUAUGCUGUCAACUCUAGAGAAUACAAAAGAUCCUCAAACUAUUCUAAAUAUACUGAAUAUUCUCAUAGAGGUAAUUUCAGUUGGUGGUGGUCGGAGGGCAAACAUCUUGGUCACUAAAGGAGGGACGCAGAUCUUAUUGCAGCUGCUUCUGACUGCCAGCAAAGACUCCCCACCAAAUGAAGAAUUAAUGGUGCUUCUUCAUACCCUUCUUGCAAAAAUUGGUCCGAAAGACAAAAAGAUUGGCAUGAAAGCAAGAAUUAAUGGUGCCCUAAACAUAUCAUUGAAUUUAGUGAAGCAGAAUUUGCAGAACCACAGACUAAUAUUGCCAUGUCUUCAAGUAUUAAGAGUUUACUCAACCAGCUCUGUAAAUGCAGUGUCCUUGGGAAAAAAUGGAGUUGUAGAACUGAUGUUUAAAAUCAUUGGCCCUUUUAGUAAAAAGAACACUAGCCUUAUGAAGGUUGCUUUAGACACACUUGCUGCAUUGCUGAAAUCAAAAACAAAUGCCAGGAGAGCAGUAGACAGAGGAUAUGUGCAGGUGCUUUUAACGAUUUAUGUUGAUUGGCACCGUCAUGAUAGUCGACACAGAUAUAUGCUGAUACGUAAAGGUGUUUUACAGUGCAUUAAAAGUGUUACAAACAUCAAAUUGGGAAGAAAAGCAUUCAUUGAUGCCAAUGGGAUGAAAAUUCUUUAUAACACUUCACAAGAGUGCCUUGCAGUAAGAACUCUUGAUCCCCUUGUGAACACAUCCAGCCUAAUAAUGAGAAAAUGUUUUCCUAAAAAUCGUCUUCCAUUACCAACUAUUAAAAGUGCUUUCCGUUUCCAACUCCCAGUUAUUCCUGCCAGUGGUCCUGUGGCUCAGCUGUACAAUUUGCCUCCUGAUGUGGAUGAUGUAGUAGAUGAAAGUGAUGAUAACGAUGAUGCAGAAACAGAAUCAGAAAUGGAAACUGAAAAUGAUGAUAAGGACCGACAUUUCAAGAAUGACGAUAUUGAGACUGAUAUUAAUAAACUGAAACCUAGACAGGAAUUGGGAAGACCCUUAGAAGAACUGAAAAUGUAUGAACGAUUCUUUCCAGAACUUUCAGAAAACUUUCAGGAAUGUGACUUAGUUUCCAAGGAACCAAAGCCUUUUAUACCUGGUGCAAAUCUGAGUGGACCUAUUGUUGUUCCUACAGCCGGAGAGGAGUACUCUGCUGAAACAAUACAGUCAACAAAAGGAAUUGCUUUGAAGGAGGGCAAUCCUGUGUUGAUAGGGGAAUACAGUAGCAGGCCAGCCUUUCUGGAACUACCAAAGAAAGAUAGCAUCAAAGACAGCAGUUUACAUCAGCAAAAUGAUCAAAGAAACAUAUCUCUAUCCUGCCAGUGUCUAAGCCAAGAAAUUGUGAAAGGCUUAGACAGAAUGAGUUUGCAGAGCAGUGCAAAAAAUGAUCAGUAUUACAGUACAGCAUGCGUAAUAACGAAGGAAAGCAAAACUAGCCUUACCACACUUGCCUGUAGUAACCCAUGUGAACAUGUUUCACCCUGUGGAAGUAGCCUCUUUGAAGGAUCAUCUGUCCACCUGGGAAAACUCUGCUGCACUGGAGUAGAUUCAGAGGGGGAGGAUUCCACAUCUAGUUCAUCAGGGGAACAAGUCAUGCUUGAAGUUUCUGAUGUAUCACCAGUUCAUGACUGUGAUCUUUAUAUUGAAAUGGUAAAAACCACAAAGUCUAUUCCUGAAUAUUCAGAAGUGGCCUAUCCAGAUUAUUUUGGCCAUAUUCCACCCCCAUUUAAAGAGCCUAUUCUGGAAAGGCUAUAUGGGGUGCAGAGGACAAAAAUAUCUCAAGAUAUUGAAAGACUGAUUCAUCAAAAUGACAUUAUAGACAGAGUUGUUUAUGACCUUGAUAAUUUGAGUUGUUUGGUACCAGAGGAAGCAGAUGUUUUGAAGUUUAAUUCCAAAUUUGAAUCUGGAAACCUGCGCAAAGUUAUUCAGAUCAGAAAAAACGAAUAUGAUCUAAUUCUGAACUCGGAUAUAAAUAGCAAUCAUUAUCAUCAGUGGUUUUACUUUGAAGUCAGUGGAAUGAAAACUGGCAUUGGUUACCGGUUUAACAUCGUCAACUGUGAAAAGUCAAACAGUCAGUUUAACUACGGUAUGCAGCCCCUCAUGUAUUCUGUUCAAGAAGCAUUAAAUUCUCGACCAUGUUGGACUCGUGUUGGGACAGAUAUUUGUUACUAUAAGAAUCACUUUUCAAGAAGUUCUAUAGCUGCUGGAGGUCAGAAAGGAAAAUCUUACUACACGAUUACAUUCACAGUGACUUUCCAACAUAAAGAUGAUGUCUGCUACUUUGCUUACCAUUAUCCAUAUACAUACUCAACUUUAAAGAUGCAUCUUCAGAAGCUGGAAUCUAUGCACAACCCGCAACAGAUAUAUUUUCGACAAGAUGUUCUCUGUGAGACUCUGGCUGGCAACAGUUGUCCCUUAGUCACUAUUACAGCCAUGCCAGAGUCUAAUUACUGUGAACAUAUCUGUCAGUUCAGGAAUCGUCCUUAUGUUUUCCUGUCUGCUCGUGUACAUCCUGGAGAGACUAAUGCAAGCUGGGUUAUGAAGGGAACCCUGGAAUAUCUUAUGAGCAAUAAUCCAAGUGCCCAAUGUUUACGAGAAUCUUAUAUUUUCAAAAUUAUUCCUAUGCUCAAUCCAGAUGGUGUCAUCAAUGGAAACCACCGUUGCUCUUUAAGUGGAGAAGAUUUAAACAGACAGUGGCAAAAUCCAAAUCCAGAUCUGCAUCCCACUAUUUACCAUGCUAAAGGGUUACUUCAAUAUCUGGCUGCUAUAAAACGUUUACCUUUGGUCUAUUGUGAUUAUCAUGGUCACUCUCGUAAGAAGAAUGUAUUUAUGUAUGGCUGCAGUAUCAAAGAGACAAUGUGGCACACUAAUGUUAAUGCUGCUGCUUGUGACCUGAUGGAAGAUCCUUGUUACAGGGUACUCCCCAAGAUCCUGAGUCAAACUGCUCCAGCUUUCUGCAUGGGCAGCUGCAGCUUUGUAGUGGAAAAGUCCAAGGAAUCAACAGCACGAGUUGUUGUCUGGAGAGAGAUAGGAGUACAAAGGAGCUACACAAUGGAAAGCACUUUAUGUGGAUGUGACCAGGGCAAAUAUAAGGGAUUGCAGAUAGGGACAAGAGAACUGGAGGAGAUGGGAGCAAAGUUCUGUGUUGGCUUACUGCGUUUAAAAAGAAUGUCCUCACCUUUGGAAUACAGUCUGCCUUCUAGUCUGUUGGAUAUUGAAAAUGAGCUGAUGGAGUCAAGCUGUAAAGUGACAAGCCCCACUACAUAUGUAUUGGAUGAAGAUGAACCUCGCUUCCUUGAAGAAGUUGAUUACAGUGCAGAAAGUAAUGAUGAUCAAGACAUUGAAUUGGCUGAUAAUGUGGGUGAUUAUGAGGCAACUAAUCAGGAAGAUGGACUUUCAGACUCAGAUUCAACAAGGAUACUCCUUUCUUGAACCAGCUUUGCAGCCGGUAAUAGAAAGUUAAGUAUCCUGGCUUUUGUAGUCAAAUACUUCCAUGAUGUUGUCUACCAUGGGGAUAUACUUAAGGAAACACAGAUAACUUGGGUGUGCCUAGCUCAAAGACAAUAAAUAUUUCUGAUAAACUGGCAUUUACUUUA
Molecule: messenger RNA, 4029 nt
Organism: Pezoporus flaviventris
Lineage: Eukaryota; Metazoa; Chordata; Aves; Psittaciformes; Psittacidae
Gene: AGTPBP1
Product: ATP/GTP binding carboxypeptidase 1
Exons: 25
Coding region: 239-3865 (1208 amino acids)
Biological process (GO): protein side chain deglutamylation; C-terminal protein deglutamylation; proteolysis
Molecular function (GO): metallocarboxypeptidase activity; zinc ion binding
Source: RefSeq, a predicted model, not a curated record